Vitrella brassicaformis is the source of this 6125-nucleotide messenger RNA. Lineage: Eukaryota; Vitrellaceae. The record is from the annotation of a GenBank genome assembly.
CCGCGCUUUGUUCACCACACACAUUUGUCCUUUCGUCACGUCAUACAGAGUCCCAUACAUGCAUGUGCAGGCACAAAAACCGUCAUGGUGCGAAUGUCUGUGAGUCUGUCUGUCUUUCUGUCUGUGUGUCGGUCCUAUGUGCUCUAUUGAUGGAUACCCGCCAACGACACACACACAAUUCAACCAGCGCCCACCCAGCCCCGACAAAAACCUCCCCUCAAUCGCCUUCAUCGACCCACCAACACGGGAAGCAUAGCAGCUAGGCAGACAUCCGACAGACAGAAAGACUUCCCCCGCCCCGCCCCGCUCCGCCCACCUGAUCUACGGAUGCAUCCCCAUCUCAUGGAUCUCUUCAUCUGUGUAUGUGGGCGUCACGGGUGUGCUGAAUGCGCCACACGGGUGGCCGGCAGCAGGGAACGGCCGAGGCGGCAAAGGCAACGGGGCGGGCCGGGGCAGCGCCCCGGAUGACCGCCCACCAGCACCAGCGGCUGGCAUCACUGGGGCGGCUGCAGCUGCCACUGGGCUGCCGUCUGCCGUGGCUGUGCGUGUCCGAAUGCGAGGCUUGGGGCCUCUUUGCACACUGCGCCCCGCUGACAGACUCGUUGCACUUGCCGCAGAAGGCUCCUCGCGUGUCGAUGACAUUGAUGUGGGCUGGUCCCCCUCUGUUGGGUGCUGAGACGCCAGGAGCAGCCGACUCAGCUGUGUCAGCUGCAGCAUCGACGGGCCCCCUCCAGCGAUGGCCUGCUGCUGCUGAUGGGCGUGAGAGUGGGAAUGAGAGUGGGGCGAGGCGGCAGUGGAUAAGCCUGCCCGGCUGCUGGUGCUGACCAUGUGAGGGGGCGAGGGGCAUGGCGACGACCCAGACGGCGAGGCAGAUGACGAGGGAGAGCCGUCCACCAUCUGCUGUGGGCGACCCACUCCCACCACACCCACACCUCCCGGCCCUCCCGAGACACCAACACCCAACCGUCUUGACCUGCGUCGGCCUGUGGGCGGCCGCACGCCGCCUGCCGUCGCCUCGUUGCCAACUCCUGCUGAUGCUGCUGAUGCCGCCUGCUCGGACGAGUAGGAUGCCGGCAGCGGUGCAAAGGUCACUGUUGCCGCCAUGGUAUUGCCGAGGUGUGUCUGUGUAGGGCGGCUCCUCUCUUGCUGCUGGAGUGCUGCCAUGGCCGUCUGAGUGUCUUCGGGGGAAUGAACAGGGCUGCCGCCUCCUUCGCGUGGGUUGCUGGGUGGAUUGCUGCUGAUGCUGCUGCCUCCAUGGCCGUGCAAGAAGGAGGGGCGUCUGCUGGACGGCCGGCCUGUCUGAGAUUGCCGCUGGUAAGAGAGAGACGGCGAGGGGCUGGCGGACGGCAGAGGCGGGGGGCCUCGGAUGCCUGCGGGCGACGAGGCGUCAUGCGGGAGGGACAUCGGCAUGACAGACUGGGGCGACCCCCUGUAGCCCAUUGGGGCGGUGGGCGUGCUGGCGUGUAUUGGCCGGCCGGAAGUCGUGUUGGUGGUGUUGGUGAUGCGGACGGGUGAGAUCUCGCCGACGCCCGUGACCUGCAGCCGCCUGAGCCGCGCGUUGACCUCGUCGAGGGAAACCUGUGCGCCCCGGGCGAAGGGCGAGAACCUGCUGGUGGCGCUGGAGUGGCUCCACUGGUCGCAGUCAUAGUCAUAGUCGACGUCGACAUUGUCCAGAUCGACGUCGUGGCUGACGCUACCUCUGAAGUACACACAGAGAGGAGACACAAACAAGGAUAGCAAGCGUGUGGAUGGACGAAGGGUCUGUCUGCUCACGUGCUAUAUGCAGUAGUGGAGGUGGCCGUCGACUCGACAGCGUCCAACUGAGCAACCACAGCCUGAAAUGAUCAGCACACAAAGUGCACAGACACCGGCCCGCGAGCUCAUUACUUCCUCUGUCUUUCUCACAUACAUGCAGCUGAUGCAGCACAUGCGCUUCAGCAGGGGGUCCCUGGGCCGCCGUAGCGGUCCCGCUGCCCACCACAGUGGGAUGAUGGGCAGUGGGCUGCCCUCCUGUCGAAGGCUGGCUGUCGGACGGUGUGUGUUGGUUGCUGGGUGGGAUGCGUGGGGAGGGGGCGACGGUGUUGCAGGGCGUCUGGGGAUGAAGACGGGGCCAGAAAGGGGCAGGCUCUUCUUCGCAACUGCCCUCUUCUGAUAAAACACACAGACAACAGAGGUGAGGCGAGGCGAGAUGUGAUGUGUGGGGAUUGCAAGCAAUGUUGCAAUGGUCGGCUCACUCACCUGGACGUCUCAGUCGGUUGUGCACUUCGUUUCGGAACAAAGCCGUUGCCAGUCCCCCCAUGUCCACCUCCCUCCCAUCCACACCACCACCACCACCACCGGCAUUCACUUCGCCUGUGCCUUCCCCAUGCGGCCCUUGGCCUUGGGGAUACAGCCUCGGAUACGGCCGGCCGCCCCGCCUCACCCCCCUGCGCAUCCGCCUCCCUCGCGCGCGCCAACACUGAGUCGCUGUCGCCGCAUCAGACACCGCACGUGGCCGGGCCCUCACCACAGGCGACUGGGCGUCCCCUUGCGGCUGCUGCUGCUGCUCGUCGGUCGGCUGCUGCUGCUGGUGAUGGUAUGUGUCUUGGGUGCCAGGCUGCCCUCCCCCCUCUGCUGGCGUGGCGGACUCCGACGGCUCAUCCGGCGUGUCGUUGUCAUUAUAGUUGUGUUCGGCAAGUGUGGGUGUAUCGGGCGGUGGAACGGGGACGGCGUGUGCGUGUGGUAGAGGCGCCCUGCCCUCCGCAGCCAUGACCAUCACGGGCCUCGACUCAGGCGACGUGAAGAGCGAGACAGAGCCGCGCCGGCCGCCAUAGGCCACUGACAGCAUUGGGUGGUCGGGGUAGGACGACGGCGUGUACGCGGGAGAGGGAAAGGGCGGCGAGGGGGAGGCAGGGCUGGCAGUGCUGUCCCGAACAGUGCCGAACGGUCUUGCAUCGUGCCCGUGCCCCCUCUCCCCCAGCGGCAGGUGCAGCUUCUGCCUCGUCGACGACCAUGGAGACGACGCGUUUGAGGGCACAGAGGAUCCAGGGGCUGGGGGGAGUGGGGGCCGGAGCGUGGGGCUGCCCGCUUCAUUGGGGUGGGGGUAGGCCGCUGGGCGCACCACAGUGGGGAAGUCUGGCGCAGAGGCGAGAGGCGGGAGGGACACAGAGGGGCUGAGCGGACAGGACGGUGUGCGCGUGUUGGAGGCCGGGCUGCGGCUGCUGCAUUGGUAGACGCCCUUCUUUGUGGCCUCUAGCUGAUCCUCGAACCGGAAGCCGCCAUUUCCAUCGCUCCUCUCCCUCUUGACGACUGCGGCUGUUCUGGCGGGUUUGGGCGACCCAGAGACAGAGCUAGUGGCGCUGGGGUGGAAGGGCGACGGCGCCUGGCCAGCGGAGAAGGGCGAGCCGCAGCCUCCCCCGCUGCUCACAUUCACGCUCACGUGCUGCAGGUAGUAGUGGGGGCGGGGCCGGGGGAACUGAUGCAGCUGGUGCUGAUUUGGGAAUGGCCGUGGGCUCGCGUGGUCGGCGUGUGCCGCCUCGGUGUCGCGAUGCCACAUGACGCCCGACGCUGCUGCUGCUGUCGCGAUGCUGGAAGAAGACACAUUGGCUGACGAAGACACAUUUGCCGGCGGCCGACUGACCCAUCCCCGAGCCGUGGGCGACGGCGAGCCAGAGAUUGAUGGCGCGGGUGUGGAUGGCGGGAGUGGAGAGCCGCCCGUCGCAUCGACCGGGGCGCACGGCAACUGAUGCAGGGGCAGGCUCACCUGCAGCUCGCGACGAUGGAAAGACGAAGAAGAAGAAGAGCCCGCCUCUUCGUUGCCGUCUUCACCCACACCGUCUCCAUCACACUCGCCAUCCAUGUCGCAUUCGUCCUCUUCCUGAAUGUUCUCAACGCCGUGGACAUAGCGGCUCCUCUGUGUGUGUGGGUGGGCCGGUUUGGUGAACAGCCGAGUGCGGCUCUCAGGCUGAGAGAAAGGGGGCGUGGGGGGGCUGCCGGCGAUCGGUGUGUUGGGAGGGGCUGUCCGCAGCGGCGAGCCCGACACGGAAGAUGCCGUUGCCGGUGUGAGCGUCUUGCUGUCCCUCUCCCUCUCCCUCUCUCUGUCCGCUUCUUCGAAUGAGAAAGAAGGCGUCCUCGUGAGGGCUGGAGUGCGGCACGAUUGAGCAUACGUCAGCCGAGAGGCCGACAAAGCCGCUUGUCGCUGCUGGGAUGACGACGGUUGGUGCUGCUGUUGGAGGUGGAAGGGGUGAACCGGCAAGCCGCUCGCAUUCCAACUCGGAUUGCCCGCCGGGGUGACGAAGGCGGGAGGGGUCUCCUGGCUCGAUGGCGACUGCACAGGCGAGUGUGCCUGUGACUGUGAGUGGGACAUGGCUGAGAAGAAGGCCGCUGACGACGCGGGAGAAGGCGCCAUCUGCUCGGGGGAGCUGCCCGUCGACCCAACAGAGGCCUCGAUCGCCGCGGCAACCUGGGCGUUCCGCGUCUGGAUGGCCUUGUCAACGGAGGACGACGGCAGUAUCUGUGGCUGCUCAGCCACCCCCUCCCUCUCCCUCUCCCUGACAACAUCGCCGCUCUGCACAGGAUGAGGUGUGCAUUGGACGUAGGAAGGGCUGAGGGAUCCCUGCUUGUAGGGGGUGUUCCACGGCGUGGGGGCGCCGUCCUGAGCCGAGCACUCAGAAUACCGAGUGGGGGAGCCGUCCUUGCCCUUGCCCCCAUCUGUAUCUCGUACUCCAUCUGCAGACGGCUGGGCUGCAGUGGGGGCCUUCCUGCUGCUGUUGUGGGUGGUGGUGAUGGUUGUGUGUGUGAGCGACUGCAGGAAGGGCAGGGACACAGACACGCCCGCUGCUGUGGAGAUGGCGCUGUUGGCCGUCGGUGCUGCUGCUGGUGCCGCUAGUGCUGCGCCUGACGCGUGAAUGGCGCCGUUGGCUGUGGCUAUGUUGAAGUCCACUCGCAGCUUGGAUGGACGCCGGGCGACAUAGGCGGCCGAUGAAGAAGGGCCGCCACCAACACCCGCAUCAUCACUGCACACACCGUAGCCCCACAUAGAUGCUGAGCUGAGUGCACAGCCGUGUUUUUGUAUUCACUCACCCGGUGAUGGUGGAUUCCUCUCUGCCAUUGUCGUCAGUGUCAGGAUGGUAGCCAUUGGUCAGCCCCCCUGUCGGAUGCGCCUCACUGGUCGACAUCACCGUCUCAGUCUCACAGGACGACUCUCCCUCUCCCUCCCCAUAGCCGCCGCCUCCGAUGAAGCCCGUCGACGCAACGUCGGUCUCCCCGUCAGUGUCAUCGCGCUUCGGCUUCUCCUGACCGGUGCCCUCCCCAUUGGUCAGCACGUAGGCGGGACGCGGCGCCUGGACGACAGUGCUGGUGGUGGUGGUGUGGUGGUGGCCCUUUGUUGCUAACGAGCUGUUGUUGAACUGCAGCUUGACUCCCUUGCCCUGCCGCCGGGCCCCAUUCACACCGACACCGACCUCACCGCCAUUUGGCGUGACGCUGCCACCAUUCUCAGGCAGCCGGGCGGAGUCCAUCUGCGCAGUGCUGGUGGGGGGCGGCGAGUGCAGCUGCAGGCUCCUGCGGAGGCCCCUGUCGUUGAGGACUCGCAGGGCCUUGAGCAAGGUGGCUGGCGUGGCCUCUUCGGGCGGCUGCAGGUCCACACUCGCACUCCCGUCAGAACCCCCAGACGCCAGAGGCUGCACAGUGAAUGUCACAGACAGACAAGCACAGCGAGACCCUCACUGCUGCCAACCGGCUGUGUUUCCGGAUGUGUGUGUACCUGCGACGAGGCUAUGUAGAGCUGUCCUCCUCCUUCGUUUUGCGCGUCGCUGGCGGUCCAUCGCUGUCGUCCGUCAGGUGUGGGCGGCUUGGGCGAGGAGUGUGCCAGCAGCUGCAGUGCCCUCGACAGCACCGCCGCAGUACCCGCCGCACCCUCACCCUCGCAGCCAGUCUGGUUGAGCGGUGUCGGUGUGGGAGUCCUUGCCGCCGGGAAGGGCACCAACGCCGCUGUCCCUCCCUCGUCGCUCAUCGGUGUCCUUCCUCUAUGCUCACACUGGGCGAGUGAGGAGGGUAGGCAGUCACUCUUCCUUAUGGGUUCCUCAGCUCUUUGCCGGGCGAGUGGUGACGCCCUAUGGAGACCACCCGCUCGCUCUUUGGCUCUU